GGCCCCAAAUUGAGAAAGAUCUUGUUUGUGAUGUGUUAGCGGGAAAGCGUGGACCAUCAUGUAACAAGAUGGCUCAAAUUCCAAACAAAAAAGUGUUUUACGUCCGGUUUGUUAAACCAGAAGGGGAACUUGAGGAAGAAGAGAAUCGCAGCCGUGGGCCCAAGAGAGCUCGAUAUGAUAAGGCUUCAACAACUAGUUCACUUCCAAGUCCUAAGAAGCAGUAUGGGAGUCUAGUCAGUAAAGUUUACCCAAAAAGCCUCUCAGUUGUAGAAAUGUUAAAGCUGGGGAAUGUCAUUGCAAAGAAGACAACGACCAUUAUUGAUAUCUUCACAUUUAACAUUGAGCAUAUGGAAUGGUCCACUGCUCCAAUGACUGUAGAAUUUAGGAUAGCUGACAAGCCAUUUGCAUCUGGUGGAUUUAGAGAGGCAUUCAAAGCCACUAGUGACACUCUUGGAUUUAGCGGGGUGACUUGGGUCAUCAAAAAAUACCUGAAGGGUACUUUGGAUGAUAUUAUUAAAACAAAUCAGACUGUUGAGAGUCACACAAGAAAGGCUGUGCAGAUGCAUCAUUUAGCCAGAAAUUUCACAUCCCAAUUGAAAGAGAAAGUGGAAAAGGAAACAUUAACAGAGUUUGGCGUUACCUUUCACUAUAAGAAGGUAUUCCUAGGCAAGAUGAGUGAGGGUGACUAUGUGACUAUUGAAGAAUUCAUUGAUGGUGUGUUUGUUAAGUAUAUCAACAACAAUGGGGACAUUUGCACUGAGGAUGAUGUCCUGUGUGACAAGGCUCAGUGUUUUGCACAUUUCACAUAUGAAAAGUCACAGGGAAAGCUCAUGGUACUAGAUGUUCAGGGUGCAGGACUUAACUUGUAUGACCCCGAAAUUGCCUCGGUAGAAUUAACAGAUGGUGACGGUUCCUUGCGUUUCUGCAAUGGCAACUUGGCAGAGGGAGCUAUUAAGAAUUUCUUUGCAAAACACAAGUGCAAUUUUUAUUGUAGGAUCUUGCAGCUUAAGUUGCUGCCAUUGGCAUCCCAGUAAGAAAGUAAAUGUUUAUUAGCUGACUUUUUUUAGGUUAUUUUUAUAUGGAGCUGGUCUGCCUAAGUUGACUAAGGUCCCAGUUGGCAGCACAAAUUAGCUAAAACAUCUCAAGUUAACUCUUAACAAUGUGAUUGAGACAAAAACAAAAAAAAGCUUUACUUUACCAAGAAUGCCUGCCACAAACCUGUGUGCAGUGCAACCAAAAUAUUGGCAAUAUACAAUCAAAAAAGAAUUGCAAGAAUAUUGCCAGCCUGCACAAGUGGAUUGGUCAGAGCAAUUAAUUUUGUACUUCCUGGCCCACACAACUGGGCUGAUGUGUUCCAUGUUAUUGGUUUCUUUGCUGUUUAAUUCUUGUUUGUAAAGUUACUGUUGUUGCUGUUACUGGAUGAAAUAUUCUUUCAUAGAAAUUAGCCAUUUUGUUGGACAGAUAGCAUCUCCUUUAUUCUGUUUUAGUGUUCUUGUUCAUGCUAUACAGCCUGUAAAUGAAAAUAUGCAGUUUCAUUUUUUCCUAUGUUACAGUUCAAAUAAAGAUAAAUUUGGUCAAACUUGGAGUGAAAAUUUGCUUUUUAAGUACAGAUAUGCAUCCUUGCAUUCAUCUGGCCUUAUGGUCUCAAAGUCUGGAAUGAUUCUUUGACAUUCAGCUCUCACUUCUGGGGUAAGAAAAUCAUCAGACACGUGAAGAACUCCAGACUCGGUUGCUGCUUCUUCUAAUUGUUCUUCAGUUACUGGAAAACCUGUCAAUGUUAGGAAGGCAAGAUUAAAUUAAUCAUCUGAAUUUUAUGUGAACCAUUAUAAUCUACUUCAUGGUUUUGUCUCUGCUUCACAUGUAUCUGUUUUUUGACAUAAAUGAACCACCAUCAGGGAUUAAAUGUAAGUGUUUCCUACCUAAUUUUCCAUUUGGAUGUCUAAACAAAACUAUUCACAAUUAAACAUGGAAAGGG
Messenger RNA from Orbicella faveolata, 1975 nucleotides. RefSeq names its product alpha-protein kinase vwkA-like. Gene Ontology annotation, biological process: protein phosphorylation; response to differentiation-inducing factor 1; myosin II filament disassembly. Lineage: Eukaryota; Metazoa; Cnidaria; Anthozoa; Scleractinia; Merulinidae. Gene Ontology annotation, molecular function: ATP binding; protein serine/threonine kinase activity. The record is from RefSeq and is a predicted model, not a curated record.